Molecule: messenger RNA, 2715 nt
Organism: Doryrhamphus excisus (bluestripe pipefish)
Lineage: Eukaryota; Metazoa; Chordata; Actinopteri; Syngnathiformes; Syngnathidae
Gene: ankrd13d
Product: ankyrin repeat domain 13 family, member D
Cellular component (GO): cytoplasm
Molecular function (GO): protein binding
Source: RefSeq, a predicted model, not a curated record
AUCUGAUUGGUCAGCCCCACCCUCCACAACCAGGAAGUGAAGCGAUGCCAACGUGGAUAAAUAAAACUAGCAUCUGCCUUCUCUUACGUUUUAACCAAAGAUGUAAUUGUCCCUCAGACACGUUUUGACAAGUGAUGCGCUUGGAUGUUUCUUCCCUCUUUAAUCUCGCCGAGUUGAGUGUCGUCGUCAGCGGCUGUCACCAACACCAGACGCUGCUGGAUGUCAAAGUGGACUUAAAGGCCGUGUAGUGCAUCUUUUAUGUGAACACUCCUGAGAAUACACCGGGGAUGCGUGCCGUCGCCUCGGGUGGCAAGCUUCAACGUCAGCCGAGCUAGCCUGUUAGCUCUGCAGCUAGCUCAGCCAGCAUCAUUAACUGUUGGGCGACAAACAUGGCUUUUCAAGACGCCUUUCCUUUGCAUUUCCUGGUGUGGAACAACCAGUAUCAAGAACUUGACAGGGCGAUGCAAAAGAACGAGCAGCCGCACCAGGACUUGGAGCGGCUGGAUCCGAGGGGGCGCACACCGCUGGAGCUGGCGGUGUGCCUGGGUCACCUGGAAUCCACCAGAGUGCUGCUCAGAUACCCCGCAGACCCGACACACUGCAACGCCCAGGGGUGGACGGUUUUGCAGGAGGCGGUGAGCACCGGGGACCCUGAGCUGGUUCAACUGGUGCUUCAGUAUCGGGACUUCAAGCGGGCGACGCAGAGGCUGGCGGGCAUCCCUGAGCUGCUGGGGAAACUAAGACAGGCACGGGACUUCUACGUGGAGAUGAAGUGGGAGUUCACCAGUUGGGUGCCUUUAGUGUCCAAGGUGUGCCCCAGCGACGUGUACAGGGUGUGGAAGAGCGGCUCGUCUCUCCGUGUGGACACCACCCUCCUGGGCUUUGAACACAUGACCUGGUUGAAAGGACGGCGGAGCUACAUCUUUAAGGGCGGAGACGACGGAGCCGUGGUCAUGGAGGUGGACCACGAGAAGCAGGUGGUGUACACGGAGCCGCUGGUCUUGUCCCCGCGGGACGCGCCCGCCCUGCUGGCGGCCAUGCAGCCGUCGCAGGAGAACACGGCGCAGAGGCUUACGUCGCCCAUCGUCUCCACGCACCUCAACACGCGCAACAUCGCCUUUGAACGGAACAAGUCUGGCAUUUGGGGCUGGCGCUCCGAGAAAAGCGAGCUGGUCAGCGGCUACGAAGCCAAGGUUUACAGCGCCACCAACGUGGAGCUGGUGACUCGGUCCAGGACGGAACAUCUCUCAGACCAGGAUAAAUCCCGCAGCAAAGGCUCCAAAACUCCUCUGCAGUCCUUCCUGGGAAUAGCCGAACAGCACACAGCUCAGAACGGGAGUAACGUGUCCCAGUGCGUCAGCCCACACAACCCCACGGCCAUCACGGCUGAGGAGUACUUCAAUCCAGACUUCGACCUCAACGGUCGGGACAUCGGGCGGCCCAUCGAGCUCACCAGCAAGGUCCAGAGGUUCAAGGCCAACCUGUGGCUGAGUGAGACCCACCCCCUGUCGCUGGCGGAACAGGUGACCCCCAUCAUCGACCUCAUGGCCAUCUCCAAUGCUCACUUUGCGAAGCUGCGGGACUUCAUCACCUUACGCCUGCCCCCUGGUUUUCCAGUCAAGAUAGAGAUUCCGCUCUUUCACGUGCUGAAUGCCAGAGUUACCUUCAGUAACCUGUGCGGCUGCGACGAGCCGGUCAGCUCUGUGACUGUUCACCCACCGGAGGGCUCAGACCAAGCAGGUCAGUCCGUCCCCCCCGUUCACUGCGAGGUGGACCCCUCAGUGUUCGAGCCCCCGCCAGACUACACCACCCUCGGCCCGGGCCGCAGCGAACCCAUGAGAGACGAGGACGACAACCUGCUGCAGUUCGCCAUCCAGCAGAGCCUUUUGGACGCUGGCACGGAGAGCGACCAGGUGACCAUCUGGGAGGCUUUGACCAACAGUCGCCCGGGACCCCAGGUGCCCCUCUAUGAGGAAGACACUCAGCUGGAGAGGGCCAUCCAGGAGUCUCUGUCCCUCUCGCUGGCCGGCAGAGGAGGCGCAGAUGACGCUCAGAACCCCGGCCAGCCCCCAGCGGACCCCCCGGCGUCAGACCCCGCUGCCAACUACCCCAGCUCCUACAGCACAGCCACCGAGCCGCCUUUGCCGGGCCAGUUGGGCGCGGCCAGCAGCUUUGACGAGCAGUUGCGCAUCGCCAUGGAGCUGUCGUGCCGCGAGCAGGAGGAGUCGGACAGGAAGCGCAAAGAGGAGGAGGAGGAGCUGGAGAGGAUCCUGCAGCUGUCACUCACCGAAAAGUGAGAGGUGGGUCUUCAUGGGGGGGGGGGGGGGGCACGAGCUCCUCGUUUAUCCUGGUUUUACUUUUUUAAACCCAGAGGUAUGUUAAGUUAUUCCAGAUGUUUUAUUUAUGAAGUGUGAAGGACAAGAGUGCGUGACAUGAACACAAAGUGGAUGACAAAAGGGCGUGGCUUUGUUUCAUUUUUUUUUGUUUUUUUUUAUUGAAGAUUUUUUGCAGUCUUGCUGUUUUUAAAAGAGUGAGCGUUUAAACCUCCGGCAUUAUCCACGGUACUGAUGAAAGAUAAACAAUGUAUUUGAAAAAAAAACAACCAUUGAAAGUCUUAUGUUGACCUGCUCGUGUUUGUGUGGACAAUAAAGGAUAAAUGCUCCUCCUGGGAAGGUUUUCCAUACACCCUCCUUUUACUCCUUUAGCCACAUCCCU